Messenger RNA from Histoplasma capsulatum G186AR, 993 nucleotides. RefSeq names its product kelch repeat protein. The record is from RefSeq and is a predicted model, not a curated record. The transcript has a single exon. Gene Ontology annotation, molecular function: protein binding. Bases 1 to 993 code for a protein of 330 amino acids. NCBI's taxonomy places the organism in Eukaryota, Fungi, Ascomycota, Eurotiomycetes, Onygenales, Ajellomycetaceae.
AUGCACCCGCUCACCCUACUCCUGUUGAUAUCCCUUCCACUCCACACACACGCCACCACUUGGAAGUCCCUUGCUCCUCUCCCCAUCCCAAUACGUGUAUACACCACCGUCCUCCUCGAUCCUUCUCAACUUGCCACAAUCGGCGGUGGCCUAGCGGGCAACGCCACCACAGACCCCCUACUCCUCUACGACAUCCCACAUGAUUCCUGGUCCGUCCGCUCAUCCGCCCCCUUACCUCUCAUCUAUCCCAACGCCGCGAGCAUCAACGGCAAAAUCUACCUCCUUGGAGGCGUGUUAAACGCACCGAUCCGAAGGUACAGUGCCGUCGCAGGCUGUUGGGUCUAUGAUCUGUACCAGGACGAGUGGACGCCCAUAGAACCCAUGACGCAGGCGGAGGCGAGGGGCAGAGCUGCUGUCGGCGUAGACCGUGAAAGCGGUGUGAUAUACUUGGCCGGCGGCAUACAGAGUGCCAGAGAGGAGGCGCUCGAUAUCGUCUCCGCGUAUGAUACGGUACGGGGACAGUGGGUUAGCCUUCCCCCGCGGGCGCGGCGGAUGCCUGCGCCGCGUGAUCAUGCAGGGGGGGUUACGGUUGGGAGAAAGUUGUAUGUCGUUGGCGGGAGGGAUGGCGGGGUCCUGAAGGAUACAGUGUUUGUGCUAGAUUUAGAUAACCGAAGGAGUGGGUGGAUAGAGGAAGAUGGGGCUGCGGUGCGGAUGCCGACCGCGAGGGCAGGGUUGGCGGUGGUUGUAUUGGGGGAAAAGAUUUACACAUUUGGUGGUGAGGGGGGUGAGGGUGUUUUUAAUCAGACGGAGGUUUUUGAUGUUGACAAGCAGGUGUGGGAGGGGUUAGGCGCCAUGGCGAAGCCGCGACAUGGGAUUUCUGCGGUCUGGGUCGAAGGGGGAUGGAAUGGGGAUGGAGACGUGAUUUACAUACCAGGCGGUAACGUUGCGGAGGGGGGACAUGCAACGAGUUAUUUUGAUGCUUUUUACCCUUAA